GUCAGAGAGCUUGUAGUUAGAAAAAGCUGUGAUCUGAUUACAAAGUGCUGUGUAUCAUAAAUUAAACCGUCAUUGUUUUUAAUACUCAAACUGCUUUGAAUUGAGAGCUGCAGCUGAUCUGAAUGUACACUGAGCAUGGAUGAAGUUGAUCAAUAGGCUGUCAGUUUGAAAUCCAUUGUUGUUUCUCCUCAGCUCUAUCUAUGGUGACAACUGACUUGCUAACAGAUGUGAAAGAAAAUGAAGACUAGCAGCUCGGGUGCAGAAUUAAAAGCAGAUCAGAAUCAGCAACUUGUUUCCCAUUGCAUGGCCUAAAUCUUCAGCUGGGAAUUGGACCACAAAACUCACUCCCUGAGCAUGACUUGAACAUGCAGAUAAGUGCAAAAACGAAAACAAACAAAAUCUCCACUUGUGCACCAUUUUGGGUCUGGGCAUCUAUUGCUGCUGAACCAGCCACUUCCUCCCGAAACAGGAACAGCCGCCCACGUAGUCGAAGGGAUGGAGGUAAUUCUCUAAUGGAUCAAUGAAAACAAAACGAUGACAAGUUGUGGUCAACAGUCCUUGAAUGUGCUGAUGGUUGUGUUCUUAUUGCUCUUGUCAGCAGCAUUGUCUGCACAUUUUCGUGUCUGUGAGCCAUAUACAGACUACAAAGGCCGCUACCACUUUGGUUUUCACUGUCCACGUCUUUCUGACAAUAAAUCUUACAUCUUCUGCUGUCACCAUAACAACACGGUAUUUAAAUACUGCUGCAAUGAGACAGAAUUUCAGACUGUUAUGCAGAUGAACCUAACGGGGAAUGCAGAUGGAUAUAUGCAUAACAAUUACACUGCAUUGUUAGGAGUGUGGAUCUAUGGCUUUUUUGUUGUGAUCUUGCUGGUACUGGACCUUUUAUAUUACUCAUCAAUGAACUACGAUAUUUGCAAAUUUUACCUGGCAAGGUGGGGAAUCCAGGGAAAGUGGAUGACACAGGCACAGAGCCGAUGGAUUAACCCUGCUCAGAAUCCAAGCCAAGUACAGACUCAGCCUCAGCCUCAGAUGUCACAGGCAGUACAUACUUUAAAAGGAGAUGCUUUGAACCCACCAUUGAUGUCUUUUCAGAGUUCAUCUGCCUGAAAACUAUAAUGAUGUGCCUCAAGAUGGGAGAGGUGGGUUUAGAAUGCAGCGAGCAGCUUUCAAGAGCCAACUAUCCAAGUGAAUGACAGAAAACAAACAAUUUGGCACUGCAAGAUGGAGUUUGGUCAAGACAUCUGACAAGAAUCACCUCCUAUCAACUUACAAAAACAAUGUUGAAAGAGUUCAGAAAACCAUCUGUAAGCAAUAUUUUAAUUUUAGGUCAAGAUUAUUAUUUUGAAAGGAGACAUCGUAUUUGAUGGAAAGCUCAAUACAGUGAAAUACAAGUUGCUCUUGCAAGAUCCAAGCCAAGGUGGACAAGGACAAGACGACAAACCUUUGGCAGAUCAACUUUCUUUGCCUCCCCAUCCAUCAAUUGCCAUUAGAGCCUAAUCUGUGUCAGAAUAAUGAAUGUGAGUUAUUCCAAAGUUCUCUGGUGAAUAUGUCACAAUAGAGUAGAUGCUGACAUUCCCCGUCACUGUUCCCGCAAUCACACCUCACAAUACAAAGGGACCCCUCGUCCAAUCAGAGUGCAGGGUAGUAGUCAUUUCAGUCCCUGAUUCUGGUCAUUUUAUUCACAGCAAUGAGACUGGCAUGACAUCAUGAAAUUCCUGAGCACAACAAGUCGCCUCAACUGUACCUGCCCUCCAGAGGAGGGUACAAAAAUUUAAAAAAGGACAACCUCUCCCCUUCCUCAACCUGAUAGGAAAUGAAAAGAAAAAUCCCUCAGAUUACAAUAGCAAUAACACCACUACUCCUCUGUUUUACAAGGCAAUAAUCCAAUCCCCUCAGGGCGAUAGUUAUUCAGCAGUUGAUUGGUCUCAUAAUUUAUCCCCCUCAGGAAUGGGAGGAUUGCUUUGCAAGCCAGAACAGCAAUGGGAUACUGAGUCACUGCGUGUUGCAAUAGCCUGACUAUUUUAUGGUAGGGAUUUAAUUUGAAGACAUACAAUAUAUUUUAUAUCAGGGUGGCCAAAUGUACUGACCCUCUGAGCCACAUAAAAUAAUCUUCAGAAGUUUGAGAGCUGGGCACACCUGCUGGGGCUCAGGGCUUGAGCAGGAGCAGGGCUGAAGCCCUGAGCCCCAGCAGACACCUCCAGCGAGACUAGAGCCCAGAGAUCCCCCUCUCCGCAGGGCAGAAGCCCCUAGGCCUACCACAGGACAGAAGCCCUGAGCUCCCCUCUCCCAGUCUGGUAGGUGGAGAACAGGGGAGGGAGGGCUCCAUGAACUGCACUUUAACUGUAAAAGAGCCGCAUGCGGCUCACGAACCACAGUUUGGCCAGCCAUUUUAUAUCAAUCAUUCCUGUGAAAUUAAGUCAUGCAGCAAGACAUAGUUUUAUACAGAGCACCUGGUGACUACAACCAAACAGAGGAAUUCCUCUGGAAUCACAGUACUCAACACAGCCACAUUAGUGCCAAACUAAUUCAGGAUGGCUAAUAUUAUUCCGACCAACACCAAAUGAUCUGACUGUGACUUAGCUGCAUAUAUUUGAGAGCAUCAUCAAUAGCAGGAACGCUUUCCAUGUCUACUGAGUAACACGAAGUCUUCUGUUAAAACUUCUUUGAAUUGAGAGCAUUUUUCUUUUUCUACUGAACAGCUAAGGGAUACAUUAUUACGGGACACUUUGGGCCAAGUUACGGCUACCUAGCAGAAGUGCAUUAGAUAGUGAAAAGGCACAGAGAGGUGUCUGUUCUGGAGAGCAGAAGCAGGGGAAGCCAGCCAAUCUUGCCUGCAGCAGUCCAGUUCUGAGAGGAGGCCUGCCUGAGGAGGACAGGGACAUCUCCAUGUCCCACCUCCUUGCAUGCCAACCAGUCAAUGCAAAGUAUCACUGGGGGAAGGGCAUGCUAUACCCAAUGAAAAGGUGUAGCAAGUGCUACAGGUAAGCGUGCUCCCCCUCAGCACCCUUGCAGCCAUUGGACUUGCUCCUGCUCCACGCAGAAUGCCUGCAGCAUCCCCUUUGUGAAGGGUACUCUGAUGCCCCCCUUCUUCCCCGCACGUGAUUCAGUUUGUAGAGCCAUACUAGAGCCUUUAAAGAUGUACUGUGGUAUUGUACAUGGUGGCAAAUGUACUAAAGGGAGUCAAUAUUUUUUAAAUUCUCAAUUCACUUUAAACCACAGAGCUUUUAGUUUUCUAAAAUAGCAUUUCAUGAUACCAUUCAAAGCACUUUAGUUGAAGCUGGGACAAUAAGAGCUCCAUCAAAGGGGCAUUAUAGAGAGUUUUCAGAUACUAGUACAAUACAGCAUUGGGUUUUUGCAAAAAUAGUAUUUAGCCUGAGCAAAGGGGCUGCGCUUGCAUGGAAGGGAGAAUACACACAGUAGAGCUGUGAGAUGGACGCCUCAUUCCCAACUUGCCAUAAAGGCCAGAAAAAUCAUGUAGCCAGAAGUAACAUUGAUUCUGGCCAUGCCUCUGUGAGCAACAUGCCUCCUUUUCUUUUCCUAUCUGCCUUCGCUUGCAAAGACCAACCCGCCCCUCCCCCCCGAGGUUAUAUCUACAACACACAGUCUCCUUGCACACGUUUUUUGCUACUUAUUCCUUUCCCUCCAUCACAGCAAUAACAUAGCAUUUCCACUGUUUAUGGACCUGACACACACACGUAAGGUAACAGCAGGAUCAAGUCUACCGAAGUUUGGGAACGAUUUGUUACAAACAGAAAUAGUAAGAGAGGCACUUAGCACUUCCAAGGAUCAGGCCUGCUGACCCUCUGAGAAUUGCAGGGUUCUUAGACCAGCACACUCUGUUACGCAUCGUUCACUGUGCGAUGCCCACCUCAGCACAACAGGCUGAAUUAAGGAUGGAAUAUCAGACUUCAAAGCCAACCUAGAAAUCAGACUUCUCCGUAAUAUUUUAACGACUAUAUAACUACAAGAAGCGUGUGUGCUUACUGUCAAUGAAAGACGAGAGAAAAGUUAUUUCACUAUUUUUUCCAGUUUGUUUACUUUACAGGCCUGACUGCACUUUGGGCUUCUCUGACCUUGAAAUACUAGUGCAGCGCUGCAGCUGUGUCACUGUAGUUCUGCAGAGUAGACACUACCGAACUCGACGGGAGGGGACGUCCUGUCAGCCAGAGUCAAUCCACCUGCCCAAGAAGCCGUAGCUAGGUUGAUGGAAGAAUUCUUCCGUUGACCUAGCACUGUCUACAUCAUGGGUUAGGUCGGCUUAACUAGAUUGCUCGAGGGUACGGAUUUUUCAGACCCCUGAGCCACUUCGCUAGGUCACCCUAACUUUUUAAGUGUAGACCAGACCUUUGUAUGUAAUCAGUUUCUCUGUUUCUCCUGUAGAGGCAAUUUCCCCUUUCAUUUGUCUGGAUCUUUCAUGCAAUGAGAGUGAGACUGUUAAAGAACAGAAGAAUAGGAUCGUAAAAAUCACAAAAGCUGGCCAAGGGACGCAGGAGUGAGUGAGCCUUAGAACUCACUUUUCUUAAAUUAAUAGUUUUCAGAUUUUUGGUGUCCCUUUAAUUGUAGCAGUCUCGAGUUUUGUCCAUUCAGGUCUCAAUUUUAGUAAUACUGAAACAAAUGUGUCAGAUACCAAUAGCAGUUUCCAAACUUCAGCUGAUUGAUUUUAACCUUGCAUAACAUAAAAUGGAUUCUCUGGGCUAGACUCUGAUCUUGAGCACCAUUUUACCCCAGUGUAACUCCAUUUACUUCAAUGGAGUCACUCUGGACUUACAACAGGGUGAGAAUCAGGCCCACAGCAAAUAUUAUCCAUUAAAAUAAAUGACUAUUUUCUGCAACUCGGCAACUUUACAAUCAACAGAAUUGUUUCCUGUACAUAGUCAUUCAAACGGUCUCCUUCAGAACAAGAAAAGCGAACUCUUCCUAAGUAUUGUUUAGAACUACCUAUUUUUAUUGUGAGGUUAUUGCCACCAUAGAGAUCUUUGUAAAAAGCUUGUGUUCAUGAAGGAAUUUGUACUAGAUACUGGUUUGUGUGUCUUACUGGAUUUUGUAAGGGUUUUUUCCCUUUGGGAAUUGUGUGUUAUUAAUGAGCAGUUUUAUGCUUUAUUUCUGGUAUGUGUACACAUUGUAAGUGAUGUGCUUUUUUUUUUUUAAAUCUCUGUACAGACAGAUUGAUAUUCGGUAGAUACUCACUGGCUGAAGUUUUCAUAUUGCCUACAAAUUUACACAUGUGGAUAAAUCCAUAUCAUAACAGAGGAACAAUAGUUCAUCUAGCAUCAGUUAAAAAAACCAGCUUAUAGCCUAUAUAUUGUACUUGAACAUUGGAUCUUGACUAAAACGAAUAUUAGUUCAGCCUUAAUCUAAAACAAAACACAUGUAUCACAGGUAAAUUUCCCCCCACUGUCCCCAUCUUUCGUAUUCUGAAGUGUUCGAAAAGCAAUGACUAGGUAAACAAUAUCUGUAAUAUAUCAGCCAUCAUCAAAUAAGGCUGUGCUCCAACAGUUCUCUACUUUUAGCUAGUGUAAAAUGAUUACAGCUAAAGCAAAAUAAAUUACACCAAAUUCUACAUUUACUUUUACCUUAAGAGCCUGAUUCACUCAGCACUUCUAAGGUGACCAGAUGUCUGGUUUUCGACCAGAAUACCUGGUGGAAAAGGGACCCUAGUGGCUCUGGUCAGCAUCGCCAACUGGGCCAUUAAAAGUCCGGUCGGCGGUUCUGCGGAGCUAAGGCAGGCUAGUCCCUACCUGUCCUGGCUCUACACUGCACCCCGGAAGAGCCAGCAGGUCUGGCUUCUACGCAGGGGGCCAUGGGGCUCCAUGCACUACCCCACCCCGAGCACCGCUCCACACUCCCAUUGGCCGAGAACCACAGCCAACAGUAGCUGUGGGGGCUGUACCCAUGGGCAAGAACAGCACGCAGAGGUGCCUGCUGUCCCUCCACCUAGAAUCUGAACUUGCAGUGCUGGCUGCAUCCAGGGAGCAGCGCAGACUCAGGACAGGUAGGAAGACUGCCUUAGCCCCCGCGCUGCAUCGUGGACCAGGAGCCACCAGAGGUAAUCCUGCACCCCAACCCCCUGCCCCAUCCCUGAACCCCCUCCCAAACCCAGAGCCCCCUCCUGUACUCCAAUCCCCUCAUUCCCAGCCCCACCCCACAGCCUACACCCCCAAAUGGAGCCCUCACCCCCCUGCACCCCACUCCCCGUCCCAGAGCCCCCUCCCACACUCUGAACCCCUCUGCCCUCCCUCCCAAACCCAGCAGCCCCCUCCUGCAUCCCAAGGCCCUAAUCUUCAGCCCCAGCCCAAACCCUACACCCACAGAUGGGAGCCCUCACUCCCUGCUCCCCAACCCCCUGCCCCAGCCCAGAGCCUCCUCCCAAACCCUGAACCCCUCUGCCCCACCCCCCCCAGCCUGGAGCCCCCUCCUGCACCCCAAACCCCCAUCCCUGGCCCUAUCCCAGAGCCCACACCCCAAUCCCCCCCCAGCCCAGAGCCUCCUCCUGCACCCUGAACCCCUCAUUUCUGGCCUCAGCCCCUCCCACACCCCAACCUACUGAAAGUGAGUGAGGAUGGGGAAGAGCGAGCCACCGAGGGAGGGGGAAUGUAGUGAGCAGGAGGCAGGGCCUCAGGGAAGGGCCAGGGUAGGGUGCUCAGUUUUGUGCAAUUAGAAAGUUGGCAAACCUAAGCACUUCUAAGGAUCAGGUCCACAAUAUGUUGGCUUUUGUUCAAAAAAAGAAAAAAAAGUAUUUUGUUUAUGCCCUUUCCUAUGUAAUAAUAUGGGGCACAAAAUCACUUUAGUAUGGAAGUGACUAAUCCCAUUCUAUCCCUUUGAAAAUGGACUUCUGCCCUUCUUAAUGUGUGUGGCGUUGUUCAUACUCUGAAGGCUUUAUUCCUUGUCUCUAACUUACUUUACAAAUUCUCUAUCAUUUUAUGUUUCAUUAAAAUGAUGUGUGUCUGACUUCCUAGUAAUUAAAUACUAUUGUAUAAAAUAGGACAAAAGAAAUUAGUAAAAAAGUCCAGGCCUUGUGUCACAUUUAUUCAUCUUUUAUACUUGGUACUGAUUGCACUAAAGAAACAGGAGUCCAACAGUUUGGCCUGUUGAUCUCAAAGUGUACUUAAGCUUAUUGGAGUGGCUGUUCUAAAUAAGUAAGUUUUUAUUAUGGCUGUAAUUUUUGAGGAGUCUCCUCAUAAAAAAAAUUGUGAGGUUAGUAAGUACACUUCAAACAGAUUUUGAAGCCAGUUAUGCAAUUCUAUUUAGCAACCAAGCUUUUACACAAAAGUUAGAAUAACUCAAAACACAAUUAAUCUGGAGUAACUCCUUCAUAAGCCUUGCAAACACUAUUGUAUAAAUCUCCAAUACUUUUCAUUCAUAAAUAGUACAAUACGAAUACUAGAAGACAUGGCAAUCGCAUAUUUGAAGCCUACAGUCAAAUUUUAGGUUCUCUAAUUACAAUUCUAGGGUUACAGUGUUUUUCUCAUUUUUGUUAAUACACUGAAAAUAUCACUUACAUGCCAACUGAUGUUUAAAUUCAAUAUGCGCGAGUGUUCUAUAAUUUACUAAUCUAGUUUUGGAUUUACUCAUGUCUUAUUGUUUGCUAAAUAUUCUGACUUCAUAUAAUGAAUCAUGUGGUCUUUCUGAAAUGAUAGCCAGGAAGUCAAAAAAAACCCAAAAUAUAUGUUUCACCCUACUAUUGAACUGCUUUUGUCCUUAUAUACAGUAGUUUUUAAAAAGAUGUCUUUAGGGUUUAAUAAGUGAGUGUAAUGUAAAAUAAUCCCUGUAAUAAAAUUUGCUUUAAUGUUUCCAAACAGU
This is a messenger RNA of Caretta caretta (loggerhead turtle), 7803 nucleotides long. The record is from RefSeq and is a predicted model, not a curated record. NCBI's taxonomy places the organism in Eukaryota, Metazoa, Chordata, Testudines, Cheloniidae.